Messenger RNA from Pezoporus flaviventris, 3451 nucleotides. RefSeq names its product transmembrane protein 200A (gene TMEM200A). Lineage: Eukaryota; Metazoa; Chordata; Aves; Psittaciformes; Psittacidae. Bases 278 to 1753 code for a protein of 491 amino acids. The transcript is spliced from 3 exons. The record is from RefSeq and is a predicted model, not a curated record.
CCCUUUGCCUGCCUGUUCACCAUGCCUACCCCCGCCCGCGUUUCGCCGAGGACGGUACCGGGGAAAGGCGAGGGGAGCCGCCGCCCUGUCACUCCGUGAGCCAGCCGCCGCCUCACCGGAGAAGCCCCUUGUGGUACGGGUGCCGCGCAGCCCCGCCGGGCGCGGAGGGCUGCCGAUACCUCGCGCCUCCCCAGAGGUGCAAUAACUCUGAAGAAUUUACUGUAAAAGCUUUAUGACCUUAAAAUGAAGAAAAAAGUGCAGGGCACAAUAUAGAACUAUGAUAGCAACCGGAGGAGUCAUAACAGGACUAGCUGCCUUAAAAAGGCAAGACUCUGCAAGAUCUCAGCAACAUGUAAAUCUUUCUACAGCUCCAGCUACUGAGGAGAAGAAACCAGUUAGAUGCCGACCUAGGGCAGAUGUAGUUAUUGUCAGGGGCAAAAUCCGCCUCUAUUCUCCAUCGGGAUUCUUCCUUGUUUUGGGAGUGCUUAUUGCAUUCUUUGGAAUUGCAAUGGCUAUCCUUGGAUACUGGCCCCAAAAGGAACAGCUUUUAGGAUCUGAAGAUAAUCUCUCUGUAAAUGAAACCCAAGUCCUGAGAAGCCAAGGAAGCAUUUUACUUCGUUUCUUUGAGCAGCAUGUGCACUCGGAUAAGAUGAAAAUGCUGGGCCCUUUUACUAUGGGCAUUGGAAUCUUCAUUUUUAUUUGUGCAAAUGCCAUUCUGCAUGAAAACCGUGACAAGGAGACAAAAAUCAUACACAUGAGAGACAUAUACUCCACUGUAAUAGACAUCCACACACUGAGGAUCAAGGAACAAAAGCAGCUGAGUGGUGCCUUCACUGGCUUGUUGGGGGAAGGAGAACUUGGGCACAGUGGGAGCUUAUGUGCUUCACGGCUGGCUGCAAACACAGUUGCACCUUUCUCUGGCUUCAAGAGUAAUUUUAGAAUGGAUAGUUCUGCUGAAGAAGAUGAGACUACCCUAAAUGAAGACAGGAUCACUGGUAGCCUCCUGCCACCUCUGCUGACUGAGCAAUCUGGUUCAGUCUUUGGACUUUACCCUCACUCCAGCAAGGCUUCAGAUGACAAAAACACUGGCUCUAUAAAGUGUGAAACAAAAUCCAUUGUAUCAUCUUCCAUUAGUGCUUUCACGCUGCCAGUAAUUAAACUGAAUAACUGUGUUAUUGAUGAACCCAAUAUAGACAACAUAACUGAGGACUCAGACAUCACUAGGAGUCGGUCUAGAAAUCUGUCGAUGGAUUCUCUGGCUAUUCCACUAACUGAUACCAAUGAAUCUUAUAGACCAGCCUCUGCCAUGCUGCCAAGACACAAUUCUUUUGGGGACAGUCCAUCUGAUCAGUUCAAAUCUUCUAUGACUCUUGGACCAAGCACAGGAAAGCUUUUAUCACCUGGUGCUGCCAGGAAACAGUUUGGGUCCAACACAUCUUUGCAUCUUCUGUCUUCGCAUUCAAAGUCCCUGGACUUGGACAGGGGUCCGUCUAUGCUCACUGUCCAAGCUGAACAAAGGAAGCACCCUAGCUGGCCCAGACUGGAUCGGAGCAACAGUAAAGGAUAUAUGAAACUAGAAAACAAAGAGGACCCAAUGGAUAGGUUACUUGUGCCACAAGCGGCAGUCAAGAAAGACUUUACUAAUAAGGAAAAACUUCUUAUGAUAUCAAGAUCUCAUAAUAAUUUGAGUUUUGAACAUGAUGAGUUUUUGAGUAACAACCUGAAGAGAGGAACAUCUGAAACAAGAUUUUAAUAUUUAAAUUGCAAUUUAGAAGAUGUCACACAGUAUUUUUAAAAAAAACAUUUUGACAAGUGUUUCCUUUUCAGUGACACUAGUACUAGCCUGUUUUUAACCAAAUGCUUAAUAUAGCCCAUCAAAACUGGUUUGUGUGAACAGAGAUCUUCAUCUUAAAAAAAUACCAACCUUAAUGCCAGGUUUUUUGUCUUAGUAACAUACAGCUGCAAUACUGUACAUUAUCAAUUGCUCAGAGAUUUUUGGUAGAACUGAUUCUAAUUUUCCCUGAGUCAUUAUUAUUUUGUUCUAUAUAAGCAUGCUAUCUUUUAUCAAUUGACUCCAGAAGUCUGCAUUAGGAAAAAAGCUCCAUUUACCUGUAAAUUCUAUCUAUUUAAUAACUGCAAGAGUCUGAAAACAGUGCUUGCAGUCUAGAAUGGGAAGUGAACAGGAGCACACCCUGGAAUUGUCAAAUCCAGGCCUAUAUCCUAGGUGUUGUCUUUUACAUAUGGUACAUCUCAGUAACUGCAGUCUUGCCAUUGUCAUUGUGAGAAACUUGUUUACAUAUUGGGAUGGGUGGAUAAAAAAGAGUGGGUAUAAUUAAAACCAUUUUUGUAAAUUCAUUGUAAUCGGUCGAGUUGAAUACCAGUGUUGUGAAUUAUUAACUAUGCUUUGUACAAUAAUAUUUCUACGUCCAUUGUAAUUUAAUCUUGUAAUUCUGGGAAAGCAUAUAUAAAGUAAGAAAUCUGAAAAUUCUUCUGGGAUUAGUUAUCUAACCCACUUUGAUUGGCAGCAGUUUUAAAAUAAAAAUAUACAUAUUCAAUUAAAAUCAUAGGAACAUGAUGAAUGCCAGCAGGAUUUUAGAAACAUAGUGUAUAAUAGGAUUAUACUGUGACAUGCAUCUGAAGAGAAUAAUGGAAAAUGAAUAUAUUGCCUCUCAUUACAAUAACGAGUAGUUAAAUAGCUAGAUCUCUGUGUUCAAAAUACUGAUACAAAGCAUAUAGUUCAAUAUGUAUACUAGCAUAGUAUGAAAGACCUUUGCCUAGAUUUUGAUUUCUGUAUUUCACAUAAUUAUUGGUGUGACGGUUCACUGAAGGUUUAGCUGUGGUAAUUUGCAUUACAAGAUUCUGCAGAAGGAAGUGACAUUUAAAACAAUGUUUUUCUCAGCAAACCAAUCUUCACAGUUGACAGUUGUAUUACUAAAGAAAAUGAAAAUUUGAAUGUGCAUACCAGAAGGUUUUCAUGUAUUUCACUAAGGUAUUCAGUCCACAGUCCUGCCACAACAGCCAUGCUAGAGAAUGUCACUUCAAGUGACAUUUGUUGCAAGGCUCACCUAACAGGAUGUUGGUCUUAAUUGGUUGGGUUUGAUAUUUUUACUUAACCUAAAUACUCAGGAAUUCUUUUUAAUGGCUUUUCCCAAAAAGAAUAAAACCUGUUAAAAUGUUGUUGUUCUUCAUUUACUUUGAUUAUGGAAGAUCAAAGAUGAAAAUACCCUCUCUCUUUUUUUAAUAUUAAACUCUGUAUUUCAGCUGCGUGAUGUUUAUGUAUCAGGAGCAUUACUUGCUCAGUGAAUUGAGGCAUAGUGUUAACUGUUAGAACCUCAAGCCUAUAUAUUGUAACAGAGUUGGCUAAAUAUUUUGCUAUGAAGCUUUUAAUAACUUUCUGGUUUGUGUUCUUAAGACAUUUGCUAUUUUUUGAAAUAAAAUGUCUAUCUACAUA